AUGCACAAGCCUGAAGAACAAGUUGGCUUGUUGCAUGCACAUACGAAAGACGACCGAUCGCAAGGCAGCGAAGACCAAGAAAACGACUUGAAACCACGCUGGAGCGACAAGCACGACGUCUCACACCAUCACAUUCAUCGGUGGCCAUGGAUCAGGCCCGUCACCGUCGUUUCGCUUCUUAUAUGCACAGUCAUAGCCCUGGUGUAUCGGGGUCUGACCAGCAGUCGGAAUAUUUCAUCACCCUCCCUUGAUGUUCGUCUUGCAAGACUUCGACCGGAAGAAGACUACAUUCUCUCUUCAUCAUGGGAUUUCAACGCAGCACCUACGACCCGAGAGUAUACAUGGGUAGUAUCCGACCAUAUUCUCAACCCAGAUGGCGUUUACCGACCCAUGAUACUCAUUAACGGCACCUUUCCCGGACCGCUUAUCGAGUGUAACGAAGGCGACGAGCUUGUUGUUCAUGUUCAGAACCAAGCCAUCAACGCUACCUCUAUUCACUGGCACGGUCUCUACCAAAAUGGCACAAACUGGAUGGACGGGACGGUGGGAAUAACGCAAUGUCCCAUUGCUCCAGGCCACUCGUUUACAUACCGGUUCAACGUAUCAGGGCAGACAGGAACGUACUGGUAUCAUUCGCACGUCAGUAUGCAGGCGUCAGAUGGUUUGGUGGGACCUCUUAUCAUUCAUGCCAGGGGCGGAGAAGAGAACGAUAAAUUGCAAAAAGUACCAUACGAGCAAGACCGCGUAGUCCUGGUAUCCGACUACUACUACGACCUCUCUUCCGACCUACUUAUGCAGUACCUCGCCCCGGGUAGCGAAAACGACGAACCCGUUCCGCCAUCCGCCUUGAUCAAUGGAAGAAACAUGCGAGACUGCGCCGACUUGCCGAAUCGAAACUGCUCUUCUUCUGGCAUCAGUAAUGCCUUGUUCAAUCUAUCUCGUAGCAGCAACACGCGACUUCGCAUUAUCAACGUCGGAGCUUUCGCAGAGUUUGCUUUGCAAAUCGACGAACAUGAGUUUCAAGUUACAGAAGUAGAUGGCACGGAUGUGCAUCCCCAGUCUAUUCAUCGGCUAAACAUCAAUCCGGCGCAACGUUAUAGUAUCGUCGUCACUCCGCCAAGUGAGCAGGACAACCAGGGGAUGUACUGGAUGCGUGCGAGAAUGAUAACACAUUGCUUUGCGUACGAAGAGCCAGAGUUACAAGAAGAAGUCAGGGCAGUACUAUACUACCCUACUUCGGACGACAACACGAAAGAUCUCAUCCCAACGAGUAAAGACUGGCCCGAAAUCAUCGACGUAGAAUGUCGAGAUCUGAACACAUCCACCCUGGACCCCGUCAUCGCAAUACCAGCCCCAGAAAUCGACCUCCAACACGCCCUCUACCUACGCUCUUCGUUCCAAAUCCGCGACUGGAGGCUCUCGCGCGGGUAUCUGAAUGAUAGCUCCUUCCGCAUCAAUGCUACAUCACCGCUUCUAAACACUUUGCUCUCAGCCCUGACUUCCACGACGAAUACCCACGAAGGCAUCCUAGAAACAAGCCCCUUCGACCCACUCCACCAACUCACAUACCAAACCCACACCACCCGUACCAUAACCCUGCUCAUCCAAAACCUCGACGACGGAACCCACCCCUUCCACCUGCACGGCUACAAAUUCUUCGUCUUGGCCCAGGGAUACGGGUAUCCGCCUUCCCGCCUCCUCGACCCUGAUCACACUGAGGACUACUUGAAUCUGACGAAUCCGCUACGGAGGGAUACGGCGAGUGUAGAGGCGUAUGGAUGGUUGUUAAUAAGCUUUGUGGCGGAUAAUCCGGGGGUGUGGAUCUUUCAUUGCCACCUUGGAUGGCAUGCUGAGGCGGGGUUGGGGAUGGUGUUUGCGACGCGGGUGGAGGGGAUGGAGGCGUGGGAGGUGCCGGGGGAGGUUGGGGGGUUGUGUGGGGUGGAAGGGGUGGAGAGGGGGAUGGGGCCUGAUGAUGGGGUUUGGGUUGGUGGGAGGGAGGAGGAUGGGAGGGAUGAGGGGGAUAUACGGUUGUAG
Alternaria rosae is the source of this 2034-nucleotide messenger RNA. RefSeq names its product multicopper oxidase-domain-containing protein. The record is from RefSeq and is a predicted model, not a curated record. Bases 1 to 2034 code for a protein of 677 amino acids. Lineage: Eukaryota; Fungi; Ascomycota; Dothideomycetes; Pleosporales; Pleosporaceae. Gene Ontology annotation, molecular function: copper ion binding; oxidoreductase activity. The transcript has a single exon.